GGCGACCCCGAAAGGAUAUAGGCCGCUGCGGGGAAGGGGGCGGGCAAACGGCAUAGGAAGGCGCCGGAAGUGGUCCGGAGCGGUGGGAGAAGGGUGGCCGAGGCAGAGGCUGCCUACUUGGCUGGAGCUGGGUGCCUCGGUACGGCGCAGGUUCACUGCUCUCCGAGUGCCUGGCGCAGUCUCUCCGCCUCGGCCAAACAUGGACUUCAGGGAAAUUCUCCUGAUAGCUUCCAAAGGACAAGGUGUCAACAACGUGCCGAAAAGAUACAGUUUGGCAGUGGGACCUCCAAAAAAAGACCCAAAAGUUAAAGGUGUUCAAUCAGCAGCAGUACAAGCUUUCCUCAGAAGAAAAGAAGAGGAAAUCAGACGAAAAGCUUUAGAGGAGAAAAGGAGAAAAGAAGAUCUAGUGAAAAAGCGAAUUGAGCUCAAACAUGACAAGAAAGAGCGGCCUAUGACUGCAGAAGAACUUAGGGAGCGAGAAUUUCUGGAACGAAAGCAUAGGAAAAAGAAGCUUGAGACAGAUGCAAAACUACCUCCAACUGUGUCCAAAAAGACACCAUCUCAGAAAGAAAGUGUGGGCACAAAACUUAGCAAAGUUUCUGGGGACAGGCUUCAUUCGUCCAAGGCAGUGUCCCUUCCUCAUGCUGAGAAGAAACCCAGACCCAGCGCGGCUCAUGAGAAACACUCAGCAUUGUCUUCAUCCAAGUCCUUCCCAGGAGAGAGGACCAAAGCAGGAUCUGGCAAUAACUCCCAGCCCUCGUUUCGUGAGGGUCAUGACAGACCUGUUUUCAAUGGGGCUGGAAAGCCCCGCUCCAGCACCUAUUCACCAAGUGUCCCAAAGACUUCUGCUAGGGGGGCUCAGAAAUCUGCCACUGAGCAUAAAGCCAAAAAAUCUCCUCCUUCCCAUCCUAGCCAUUCCAGGCCUGGGCCCAUGGUCACCCCACCCAAUAAGGCUAAGAGUCCAGCUGUCAGGCAGCCAGGCAGCAGUUCCAGCUCAGCUCCUGGGCGACCCAGCACAGGGUCCACGCAGCCCCCAGUUAGUUCUGGCCCUGUGCCCAGGCGCCAAAAUGGCAGCUGCACCUCAGGACCUGAGCGAUCAGUCAUCAGUGGGACCAAGAAGCCUGUGAAUGACUCAAAUCCUUCUGGGCGGACAGUCAGUGGAAUGAGUGGCCCUGGACGACCUGCAAGCAGCUCAAGUGGCCCUGGGCGGCCGAUUAGUGGCUCAGGUGGUUCUGGGAGACCUGUGGGAAGCUCUGGAGAUCCUGGACGACCUGUCAGCAGUUCACCUGACCUUCGACGACCAAUGAGUGGCCCGGGCACCCCUAGGCGCUUUGUCAAUGGCCCUGAGCGAUCUGUCAGUGGCUCAGUUCCAGCUGGACGGACUGUCAAUACUUCAGGCCCUGGAAGACCAGUGAGCAGCUUGGGAGCUGGGCGAACAGUUAUUAGCUCAGGCACCCCCAUAAAGCCCAAGUGCACCGUUGUCUCAGAAACAAUUUCUUCUAAGAAUAUAAUUAGCCGGUCUAGCAAUGGACAGAUGAAUGGACUGAAGUCCCCCCUGUCUGGCUACAGACCUGCCCCAGGUCCUCAAAGACUUCCCUUACCAACUGGUUACAAAAGGCAGAGAGAAUAUGAAGAUGAUGAUGAUGAAUAUGACUCUGAAAUGGAAGACUUUAUUGAAGAUGAAGGAGAACCUCAGGAAGAAAUUUCCAAGCACAUUCGAGAAAUCUUUGGCUAUGACCGAAAAAAAUACAAAGAUGAAAGUGAUUAUGCCUUACGUUACAUGGAGAGUAGUUGGAAAGAACAGCAGAAGGAGGAAGCAAAGAGCUUAAGGCUAGGUAUGCAAGAAGACUUGGAGGAAAUGAAGCGUGAAGAAGAAGAAAUGAAACGCAGAAAGGCCAAGAAGCUGAAGAGGCGUUAGCUGCUGCUUGUAUUUAUUUUUGUGAAAUUCUGGACAUACUCAGCUGUAAGGAUUUCCUGCCUUCAGACUGAAGGAGCUCCCUUUAUCCUCUAGACUUGAGUACUCCUGGGUACUCAAGGAGAAGGAACGCGUACUGUCAUUUGCAGGCUGUCAUUUGAGCAUGGACACUUCCCAAGUGCGGAUAGGAUGACGCCACGGCGUGCUCUGAUGCAGUUAGCUGUGCACAGUGCCGGCCUGGAUCCCGAUGAGCUAUGCACUCUAACGUGGGGCCAUUCACCAGUCAGCCGAUACUUUAUUGUUCCUUUGCUACUUUAAAAGGAAAAGAAAGAUUGCCUCUUGACUUGUAUAAUUUUUCUGCUGAUGUGCAAGUAGGCCACUGCCUGGCUCCCAGUCAAUCAAGCUUACUGUCUUGUUAGGAGGAACCUGGCCCUUCCAUGAAUGUUGCCAGCAAUAAAGUGACCUGUCCUAAUCUAUGUUUGGAUUGAGACUUUGAAAAUAGAGUAGGCUUUAUAAUAUGGAUGCUGUCCCUGUGACUUUGAAGUGCAAAGUAGAAUAAAUGAAUUGUAUUCUGCAUUAUCCAUGGAUUGGAUGCUGAGCAUUCCUACCAAGUUAGGUGAUUAGGUAAUUGACAGGUGAAAUACAAGUUAUGCCAAUAUAAGAAUAUUCUUUUUCUAGUUUUCCUUACUGUUAUGUUGGCUUUAGUGUGACAUAGAGAAGUCACUGUGCUGAUUCAUUUUUAUCUAAAAUUAAUUUUUAUAUUGAAAAAGAAAAAUAGUUAUUUUACUCAAACAUUAGACCGGAAAGUAAUAAUUUAAAAAAUAAGGAAGUGACAUGUGAGGCUCCCCUCUGCUCCUCUUCUCCAUCACAGAUAUUUUGGAAUCCCAAGGUAUCCCUCGUACCUCUUGAUAUUAAUGUCUUUGCAUUUUUCACUUAAAUUUCUUAGCAAAUAUUAAUGGCAGAAACCAAAAACUAAAUUCAUGAAUAUCAAGAGCACCACCUUCUUUUUGUCCAUAUUGCACUUUCAUUUCAAACUAUGCACUGUGAAGAGAUGUUUUUUCCCAGGUAGAAAAGGUUGUUCCCCUUUCCUGGUAUUUUACUGGGCUUGGGCUGUGGAACUUUCUUCAUGUCCGCCCUUCUUUUAAGUCAUUUUAAGUAGACUUGCUAUCACUUAAACCUCAUGUCAAGCAAUCCAGUUAGGCAACCUAGGUUCUUGCUGGAAGAAUGCCAAGUCUCAAGGGUGUGAGCAGCAGAAAAAGUGUGAUGCUAGAGAACGUCUGUCCUUGACUAAUCGUAGAGGGUUGGGCAGUUGGGCAGCUCCACAGUCAAUGUUCUGGCUCUUAAGUCAUUGGAGCGUGGGCAUCAGUUAAGUAGUGGGUUUUUUUUAUAAAGAAUCCUUACUCCUCAACAGGUCCAAAAGUUUUUGUGUUUCUUUUUAUCCAUAAAGUCUUUAUUCAGGUUUGAUUAGUAUAGGUUACAUUACUAGCCUCCCUUAAUGGGACCACCUGACCCACUCCUUUCUGCCAGACUCAGUUUGAAUUGUGUUUCAAACUUUGAAAGUAGAGCUAUUUAAUUUUAAAGUUAAAUCUCAUAAAAGGUGUCUGCAUCACCAUUUCUAGCCUCCACAUAUAGCUAUUAACUCUGAUAGCAGAAAAUUCUGUUGACUUUUUCUCACCCGUCUCAAAUGCCUUCAAUGAAAUUGAAUGUGGUGUGAUGUUCCAUGUGUUAAAAUAGGUUUAGAACAUUAUUUCCAUUGUUAUCACUUAUACGCUUGUUUUACUCCCUUUAAUAUUGUUUUAUUGGAUUUCUUUUUCACUAUUUGGACUCUGAAAUUUGUGAUUACAAUCACUUGGUUGUCAUAGCUGAAAGAUUUCUGGUGGCUUAAUGGUCGCAAUGGCCACCAGCACUUGAUGUGGUGUGGGUAUUUGUAUAGAAAGGCACUGUGUGCUCGGGUAAAGUCCCAGACCUUGGCAGGAAGAGUCAGCUUGUGACCUUGUAUGUCUAUCACUUGAGUGCAUUUCUAUUGUAAUACAGAUGUUGAUUUGCAUCAGCAUUAUAAAAGGGCACUUCUGUGGCUCAUUUAUUUAAAAAAAAAAUUAUGAGUAAGUCUUGAAUUAAUCUUGGCCUUGUUUCCAAAUCCUGUCUUCCAUUUCCCUGUUCUCCACUUCCUGACCACUUAAGGAAAGCUCCCAACCCUUUGAAGAAAGUGUAAUGAGCUGUCAUUUUAUCAGGUUUACAAAUUAAGUGCUUGGUUUUUAAUGUAUCCUCUACUGUUUUGAUUUUCAAAUUUUCUUAAUUCACUCUCUGAAGAUGUGCCUUUUAUUGGGUAAUGUUAAUUCACGAAUGUAGUAAUGCUAUUUCACAGCUGUAAUAAUGUUACAUGACCACGAGCGCAGCACUCUAACAUGAGUGAUGGGAAAGGAAAGUAGUUUUCAGAGCUCAUGGCGCUGAUUGCACAGUCCCGCUGGCUUUUGAUGGUGCUAUGUCGAAGCGAAGGGCACUUCUUUGAAGGCUACUUUCAGAACUUGUCUUUGUAUUUUCUCUAAUCUACAAAUGCAAUUAUGUCCCUUUGGAGGCCAGGGUACCACAUGUCACAGGCAGCCUUACAUGUGUGCCGUGAGAAGGUUCAGAGACUGUUAACAAAAAGGAAAGUCUAUGGGAAAUAGAAAUUUUGUUUUUUAAAUGUAAUCCCCAAGAUUUUCUCUAAGACAUAAAUUGUUGUUUUGUAUUUUGUAACUAAAAAGCAGCUAUUAGUACAUUUCUGAGAUAUAGCAGGAGACCAAAAUAUGUUUGGAAAGAGAAUAAAUAUAUGAAGAGAAACUGGUUGUUUUAUUUUCAAUGUGCUGAAUAUAUUAGACUACUAUUUAUUUUGUGAGUAGAUGUGAUAAAGUAAAUAUUCAGGUGUUUAGUGUAUGACUAAGAGUGGGAUAUAGAUUUCUUUGGGUUAUUAAAUCCAUCAUGUCUUUUACAUAAUGGACAAAUCAAGUUUAAAAAGAAAAAAACAACUUUUACUUAGCUUAGCUUGUUUUCUGGU
Molecule: messenger RNA, 4949 nt
Organism: Tupaia belangeri chinensis (Chinese tree shrew)
Lineage: Eukaryota; Metazoa; Chordata; Mammalia; Scandentia; Tupaiidae
Gene: SPTY2D1
Product: SPT2 chromatin protein domain containing 1
Biological process (GO): nucleosome assembly; transcription by RNA polymerase I
Cellular component (GO): nucleolus
Molecular function (GO): histone binding; DNA binding
Source: RefSeq, a predicted model, not a curated record